Molecule: messenger RNA, 1930 nt
Organism: Homalodisca vitripennis (glassy-winged sharpshooter)
Lineage: Eukaryota; Metazoa; Arthropoda; Insecta; Hemiptera; Cicadellidae
Gene: Usp39
Product: U4/U6.U5 tri-snRNP-associated protein 2
Exons: 13
Coding region: 244-1779 (511 amino acids)
Biological process (GO): mRNA processing; protein deubiquitination; spliceosomal complex assembly
Molecular function (GO): zinc ion binding; cysteine-type deubiquitinase activity
Source: RefSeq, a predicted model, not a curated record
UGAACACAAGCGUGAGGAGCUCGUGAGUUUGAGUUGAGUGUGAUUAGACUACUCUGAGUUUUGUUUGGAUGGUUAUGGUUUUGUUGGAUAAAUGGAGUAAAGUUAGCAGUUCAGGUUAUUUGGAAUUUGUUUUAGUAUUUAGAGAAGAGGAGAAUAAUUAAUACUUAAUUAUUUUAAGCACUCAUCGUCCUUAUUAUAAUGCGAAAUUAUUUGUAUGUUUGAGGUCAAUUCAGGUAGCCAAAUAUGACGGAAACAAAACUGCCUAUAGAUUUAUUGAAACAGAAGUUUGCAGCUGCAAAGAAGCGUAAAGUGGAAGAGAACAUUUAUGAUAUUGAUCCAAUAUCAGAUGAUGAAGAUGGACCUGCUACUGUCGUCCCAGAAAAAAUUAAAACACACAGACUAUGUCCGUACUUGGACACUAUAAACCGUCAGGUGUUGGACUUUGACUUUGAGAAGUUGUGUUCUGUGUCAUUGUCAAGGAUAAAUGUUUAUGCUUGUUUGGUGUGCGGAAAAUAUUUUCAAGGUAGGGGUACCAACACUCAUGCGUAUACGCACAGCGUGGCCGAGAGUCAUCAUGUGUUCCUUAAUCUGCUCACACUCAAGUUUUACUGUCUGCCAGAUAACUACGAGAUUGUGGAUUCGUCGCUUGAUGACAUAAAGUAUGUGUUGAACCCCACAUUCACAUCAGAACACAUCCGACAGCUAGACAACAGUGACAAGCUGUCGAGAGCCAUAGAUGGGACUCUGUACCUUCCCGGCAUCGUGGGACUGAACAACAUCAAAGCCAACGACUAUUGCAAUGUCAUUCUCCAGGCUCUGUCGCAUGUGACUCCUCUGCGGGACUACUUCCUUCGUGAGAUCAACUACGCUAGAGUCAAGCGGCCGCCAGGCGACAGCUCAUUUCUGCUGGUCCAGAGGUUCGGUGAGUUGAUGCGCAAGCUGUGGAACCCCCGCAACUUCAAGGCCCAUGUCUCGCCCCACGAGAUGUUACAGGCUGUAGUGCUCUGGAGUAGAAAGAAGUUUCAGUUCACUGAACAAGGCGAUCCAGUAGACUUCUUGUCGUGGUUCUUGAACGCAUUACAUCUGGCAUUGAAUGGCACGAAGAAGCCUGAUUCGUCCAUUAUCUAUAAGUCAUUCCUUGGCUGUAUGCGUAUUACUUCACGCAAGAUCCCGCCUGUGGAACUCGAUGAUGUACAGAGGGCAGCACUGCAGCGCACUGACGAGUACGCGGAACAGGUGACAACUUCCCCGUUUCUCUACCUGACAUGUGACCUCCCACCACCGCCACUCUUCAAGGAUGAGAUCAUGGAGAAUAUCAUCCCACAGGUGAAUCUCUACCAACUGCUGACCAAAUUCAACAAUGAAUCAGAAAAAGAGUACAAGACAUACAAGGAGAAUUUUUUGAAAAGGUUUGAGAUCACACAGCUGCCACCUUACCUAAUUCUCUACAUCAAGAGAUUCACCAAGAACACUUUCUUUGUGGAGAAAAACCCAACAAUUGUUAACUUUCCAGUCAAGAAUGUUGACUUUGGAGACAUCCUUACACCAGAGGUGAAGAAGAGACACAAGAACACAAUCUACGACCUUGUGGCGAAUAUUGUCCAUGACGGAGAGCCCUCCAAGGGCACCUACAGAGUCCACGUGCUGCACAAGGGCACCGGCAAGUGGUAUGAGAUGCAAGAUCUCCACGUCACAGAUAUUCUGCCACAGAUGAUCACUCUCACAGAAGCCUACGUUCAGAUCUAUGAGCUGAGAAACAACACAGAGAAUAACAGAUGAUAUUGAUGUCAGUACAACCAGACUUUAAUGCAUUUUGUCAUUAGAUUACCAAUCUAUCAAGAAGACUAUCUGAUUGCCACAGCAUACAAGUGAAUCAAUUUCAUCUCUUUGUACAUAUAUUUAUUAUUAAGUAAAGUUUUAUAUAACCACA